Molecule: messenger RNA, 1102 nt
Organism: Lathyrus oleraceus (garden pea)
Lineage: Eukaryota; Viridiplantae; Streptophyta; Magnoliopsida; Fabales; Fabaceae
Product: UPF0603 protein At1g54780, chloroplastic
Exons: 3
Coding region: 87-956 (289 amino acids)
Source: RefSeq, a predicted model, not a curated record
AAAGUACAUCAUGAGAAUGAUGUUGUGGAACAACAUAGGAAGAACAACUUCACCUUUCCUCAUUCCAAACCUUCUUCAUCUUCCUCAUGGGAACCCUUUUUCCUCCAAACUCCCUCUCUCCACUUCUCAACAUCAAACCUUCACCUUCUCUUCAACCCAAACCAAAUUCUGUCUUUUCCUGCAAACCCAUUGUUUCAUCUCUAAAAAAGAAUCAAACUUUAUCUCUAAAACCACCAUCCCUUCCUUCAUCGACUUCUUGGUUCACUCAUGCUCAACAGGGUCUUGCAGCUUUAGCUAUCACCUUAGCACUUAACUUCAGCCCAGUUCUGCAUAGUGGCAAUGCAUUAGCGUCUGAAUUUGAUGUGAUCAAUGAGAGGCCAGCCAAAGAUUCAUAUCUGGUGGAUGACGCUGGAGUUCUUAGUAGGGUGACCAAGUCUGAUUUGAAACGGUUGUUGUCUGAUUUGGAAUCAAGGAAGAAUUUUCACAUCAAUUUUAUUACACUCAGAAAACUCACGAGUAAAGCUGAUGCUUUUGAGUUCGCUGACCAAAUUUUGGAGCGUUGGUAUCCUUCUGUGGAAGAGGGAAACGAUAAGGGCAUUGUGGUUCUUGUAACAAGUCAGAAAGAAGGAGCUGUUACCGGUGGACCUGCUUUUGUUCAAGCCGUUGGAGAAAAAAUCCUCGAUGCUACCGUUUCAGAGAACCUUCCAGUAUUGGCUACGGAUGAGAAGUACAAUGAAGCGAUUUAUAGCACAGCUAAAAGGCUAGUUGCUGCCAUUGAUGGGCUUCCAGAUCCUGGUGGACCCUUAGUUAAAGACGACAAACGCGAGUCUAACUUCAAAUCAAAGCAAGAGACAGAAGAGAAGCGCGGACAAUUCUCUCUUGUGGUUGGAGGUUUGUUGGUCAUUGCAUUUGUUGUUCCUAUGGUACAAUACUAUGCUUAUAUAGCGAAAAAAUAAGAGAAUAAUCGCCACACAACUAGAUCUGUCUUCCUAGUUAUCAAUCUUUGAAUUCAGAUUUAUAAUGUGCAGCUGUAAGCCUGUAAACGAGCUCAUGUUAAGAUUGAGUUUGAGAAAAAUGAUAAAUAAGAUCAGAUUUUUUUUUA